Molecule: messenger RNA, 1053 nt
Organism: Macrosiphum euphorbiae (potato aphid)
Lineage: Eukaryota; Metazoa; Arthropoda; Insecta; Hemiptera; Aphididae
Source: the annotation of a GenBank genome assembly
AUGUAUAUCAAUUUAUGUAUUAUCAUUAAUGACACCUACUUAUUUAAUAUUGGCAUUGAAAAAUUGUUCCCAAAUGAAAUAAAAGAAACUUAUUUCACUCCAUAUUGUAAGGAUGGCAAUAAUGUAAUUCCUAUGAAAGGAAAAUUAUAUGAUAAAUAUUGCAAUCUAAAAAAACAUAUAAAGAAAAUUAAUAUUAACUCAAACACUGAUGUUGCUACGCAUUCUGGUGAUGUUGAUAAUCACAACUUUAUAGAUUCAGAUUACGAGGAUAAAAUUCUUUGGCUCAAAAAUAAUACUCAACCAAGCCAAACUCUUCAGACAUAUUGGGUAGAAACAGUUAGAUAUCGACAUCAUAAAAAACAUAAUUCAAUGGAACUAUAUCCUGCUCUAAACAGACCUUUAGGCCAUUUUUUGAUUGAACUUGAUUUUAAACAUUUAUAUCCUGAAAAAGAUUUCAAACUAUUAAAUAAAAUAGAUGUUUUUGUAGUAAAGCUUAUUGAACAUAUUAAAAGUGCUAAUUAUCAAUUUGGAAUCCAAGGACCUAGUAUUUUAAAAGAACUGCAAACUCCAUCAAAGCCUGGUAACGAAUACACAGCAGUUUUUAAAUUACUGCCACUCUUAUUUCAACCAUUAACGGUAAAGUUAAAUGGAAAACGUAAAAUUGAUGGGAUAACAUCAGUUUGGAGACCAUCUAAAGCAGAGCAAGCUGCAGCAUUUAUCACAUUUAUAUCUGAUGUUGGUGAAUUAAAAAUAGCACAUAAGGUUAAAGUAGACAAAGCUUUUGAAUAUGGGUUAAAGUUACAGCCAUAUGUAAUUGUUAUCGAUUCAACUGAAUUUUUUGUCGUGAUUGAUAAUACAUACUACAAAUUAGAAACAUUGAUUAAGGCUGUGGAUGUAUGUUUUAAGUCAUUCUUUUCAUUGAAUGUUCACUAUCCUACUGAAUGUGAACAGGUAUGGUUGUUUAUACAACAUUAUUUUUUUGAAAUUAAACUUAAAUCCGACAAAUCCAUUUUGUCUGUAAAAACGUUAGUUAAUGAUUUUCAUAAAUUAUGA